UUUCUCUUUUCCAGGUGAGGCAGAGAGGAGCUGUAAAGGAUGGCUCUGGCACUACGAUGUUUUCGUCAUCUGCCUCUGCUGCUUUAUCGUUCCCCAUUUGCAAUGACACGAGGGCUGCCACAGGCUCCUGCAGGUUGCUCAGCCCUGCUCCUGGAUGGCUGCAGGCAGUGUGUUCAUCAGGUGCUGCUGACCAGACAGCUAGCAACCAAAAAAGCUAAAGGUAAAGGGCAGAGUCAAGCCAAAAUAAAUGUCAGUGCUACCCUAGUUGAGGAUAUUAUCAAUUUGGAGGAAACCAAUGAAGACAUGCAGGCAGUGGUGGAAGCUCUGAAAGAAGAUUUCAGCAGAAAUCUCAGUGUUAGAACUUCACCAGGGGCCCUUGAUCACCUAACUGUGGUGACACAAGAAGGGAAGUUUCCACUGAACCAGCUGGGGCAGAUCUCACAGAAGUCACCGCAGCUCAUUAUAGUGAACAUGACCAAUUUUCCAGAGAGCACAGCUGCAGCUACGAAGGCUAUAAGGGACAGCGGCAUGAACCUGAACCCUGAAGUGGAUGGGACAAUAAUUCGGGUGCCCGUUCCUAAGGUAACAAGAGAACAUAGGGAGAGCCUGGCCAAGCUUGCCAAACAGUCCACCAACAAGUCCAAAGAAGCCCUGAGAAAGGUGAGAAGCAAAAGCAUCAACCAGGUAAAGAAGUUCAAGAGCAAAGUGUCUGAAGAUACCAUCUGGCUGCUAGAAAAGCAGAUCCAGCAAAUGGCAGACAGCACUGCUGCAGAGCUGGACAAGCUGCUGGCAGCAAAGACCAAGGAGCUACUUGGAUAGGCACCAUCUUAAUGGACACACAGCCCUCUCGAGCAAUAACAGACUGCCACAGACCCCAGUGACCGUCCCUGGCCAGAGCCCACAGCCUCAGGUGACGGGCAGGGAUACCUCUGCCAGACCUCCCAAGCAGCUCUGUGCUUCAGCUGCAGUGAUUCCCCACCUUGGAUUGUACUGAAGGGAGUGGGAACUCUCCUUGCUGCUCUUCAUCCAGGUGGCAGCAGAACUGGCUGCACCCAGAUUAAAAACAAAACCGUAGGAAGGAGAACUGGAGGCUACUGGAAGGACACAGGAGGAACGACUGCCCUGCUCACCUUGUGCACUGGACUGUUUGCAGCCUGGCAGAGGCAAGGACCACACACCAGGGAAACUGAACUGUCCUGCUGCCAACCAUUUAUUUUUGCUUAAAAUAAAGACAAAAUGAGAUGUGGAGGAACAGCCAGUUCCUGGUUGGUGUGUCCCCCAGGGUUCCUGCAUCCCAAAAGAAGUGUUUGCCUGUUGCCAUGGCCAGCAGAGUUAGCGGCAGCCUGGCCACUGGGAAGGCACAAGGGAGCUCAGCACCAACUGGUGUAGGGUGGGCAGGUCUUUGCAGGACCCUGGGCUACGUGGAUAGAGAACUGAAGCCAGUGCUGUGUUCAUAGCUCUUUUAACCAGAUCUGAGAACACCAAAAACCAACACAAAAUUUCCAAACCCAUCAUCUGCCCUCUCUGACCAGUUACAGAAUGCACACACAAGCUACCAGUAUCACUUUUUAGCGGAGGUAGAAGCAGAACAGGUCCCAAGAACACGAUGCAGCUCAGCUCCUCACCACCAGCAGGUACUUCCCAAGGGCAGCAAACAGUCUCCCCGCAGCCUUGGGCAAUGGCAGGAGGAGGGAAGGUGGUGGCCAGCCCUGCUCCCAAGGCAUUUGGGUUCAAAGAGCACCAAGUGCUCUGCAGUCCUUAAAUAAACAACUCCCAAAAAGUUAGUUUGUGUGCAGUAGAGAGGGGGAGGAGGAUGAAGGAUUUGCUCUGCUAGGGCCCCACAUGUCAACAAUUUCUCUGCUUUGUGUAUUUUGGCCAAAGCCCUCACCGUGAUAAAUGAAUAAAGGAAAAUGGCGAGCCCAGGGCGGUUACAUGGCUCGCUAAAUUGCUUUCAGCCCAUUACUGCAUUUCU
This is a messenger RNA of Dryobates pubescens (Downy woodpecker), 1972 nucleotides long. RefSeq names its product mitochondrial ribosome recycling factor (gene MRRF). Gene Ontology annotation, cellular component: mitochondrion. The coding region runs from base 40 to 819 and encodes 259 amino acids. NCBI's taxonomy places the organism in Eukaryota, Metazoa, Chordata, Aves, Piciformes, Picidae. Gene Ontology annotation, molecular function: ribosomal large subunit binding. The transcript is spliced from 6 exons. The record is from RefSeq and is a predicted model, not a curated record. Gene Ontology annotation, biological process: translation.